This is a messenger RNA of Meloidogyne enterolobii, 727 nucleotides long. The record is from the annotation of a GenBank genome assembly. Lineage: Eukaryota; Metazoa; Nematoda; Chromadorea; Rhabditida; Meloidogynidae.
AUGCGUUUUGUGAUUAAUAUUGACAAUGGCACUGAAGGUCAAAAUAUAGACUGCAUUGGUGAUGUUGAACUAGGGUUAAGGGAAUCGAAUCAAAAUUUAAGAGGAAUUAAUAUUUCUGUCAAUGAAGGCAAUAAAAAACUUAUUAAUGAAAAAAUAAAACCAUCUAAUGAUAAAUUGGAAGAAGAAAUCUUAAAUAGUGAAAAGAGAAAAGUUUACAGUUUUCGAUUUAUUUUGUUAUUAUUGUCAUUUAUAAAGUCUUCCAUCAACAAAACUAAAUUAUUUUGGAUUGUAGCAAUUUAUACUUUAAUUGGAGCAAAUUUGUUUAUGUGGUUAGAAAUACCUUCAGAUUUGGAAAUUAGGGAAGAAGCAAGGGAUUAUCAUCUGAUGGCCAGAGAUUCACUUCUCUUCAAAGUAAAUCAAAUUCAUCAAACAAGACAAAUAUUAGAAAAAAAUCAACACUGGAAACAAGCUAUUAUUGAAUUUGAAGAAGCAAUUGAAUGUGAAUUACCUCAAAUUGAAACACAAUGGACUUUUUGGAUCAAUUCUUUAUUGUGCUACAAUAUAUACAACAGUAGGUUAUGGCAACAUUGCGUGUAUUACUUUUUCUGGACGUAUUGUUACUAUUAUUUAUGCAAUAUGUGGAAUUCCAAUGAGUAUCUUUUUGAAUUUUUUUUUUAAAUUUUUUAUAACCUCUGAUCCCGGACCCGGCUCAGGAACAUUUAAAUCA